This is a messenger RNA of Triticum turgidum subsp. durum (durum wheat), 771 nucleotides long. NCBI's taxonomy places the organism in Eukaryota, Viridiplantae, Streptophyta, Magnoliopsida, Poales, Poaceae. The record is from the annotation of a GenBank genome assembly.
AUGGCUGGGGGCCUCUUCGACAUGUCUCACCCGGCGAGCGCCCUCGCCGGCAUCGCAGGAAACAUCGUCUCCUUCUUCGUGUUCCUCGCGCCAAUGGCGACGUUCCUGCAGAUCUACAGGAAGAAGACGACGGGCGGGUUCAGCUCGGUGCCGUACGUGGUGGCGCUCUUCAGCUGCUCGCUGCUCAUCUUCUACGCGCUGCUCAAGACGAAGUCCCCCCUCCUGCUCACCAUCAACAGCUUCGGCUGCUGCAUCGAGACCGUCUACAUCAUCGCCUACCUCGUCUACGCGCCGCCCCGCGCCAGGCUCAGGACGCUCGCCUACUUCUUCGUCCUCGACGUCGCCGCCUUCGGCCUCGUCCUCGUCGUCACCAUGUACGCCUUCGCGCCGGCCCACCGCGUCAAGUUCCUCGGCAGCGUCUGCCUCGCCUUCUCCAUGGCCGUCUUCGUCGCGCCGCUCUCCAUCAUCGUCAAGGUGAUCAAGACCAAGAGCGUGGAGUUCCUGCCCGUCGGCCUCUCCUUCUGCCUCGUCCUCAGCGCCGUCGCGUGGUUCUGCUACGGCCUCUUCACCAAGGACCCAUUCGUCAUGGUGCAGGUGAUCGAGCUGCCCGCGCACUCCGUCGCCAUCCUGUCCGUGGGCCCCGUCCCGAUCCUCGGCGUGCACAAGAUCGAGGUCAUGGCGGCAGAGCAGCAGACCGUCAUCGACGUCAAGGACGCCGCCGAGGCCGACCAGCCGGAGGUCAUCGAGAUCGUCCCCGCCCCCGCCGUGUGA